UUCAUUUGUUUAGCCAUUCAGUAGCAGCCGCAGAGAGACGAAGAGAGAACUACAGCAGUCAUGGCGGCACCCAUCGCAAAGGAAUCAGUUCAGUGCUUUGGUCGCAAGAAAACCGCAGUGGCGGUGACUCACUGCAAGCGUGGCCGUGGUUUGAUCAAAAUCAACGGCAAACCGAUCGAGCUGGUAGAGCCGGAGAUCCUCCGAUACAAGGCGUUCGAGCCGAUACUCCUCCUCGGCCGCCACCGCUUCGCCGGAGUGGACAUGCGCAUCCGCGUGAAAGGAGGAGGUCACACCUCGCAGAUCUACGCCAUCCGUCAGUCCAUCGCCAAGGCGCUCGUUGCCUUCUACCAGAAGUACGUUGAUGAGCAGUCGAAGAAGGAGAUUAAGGACAUCCUUGGUAGGUACGACAGGACGCUUCUCGUCGCCGAUCCCAGGCGCUGCGAGCCAAAGAAAUUCGGUGGUCGUGGUGCUCGUGCUAGGUUCCAGAAAUCGUACCGUUAAAUUCCUGGUAGUAGUUACUGCCUUUUAAUAUCGUUGUUUUUGGACUAAAUUCAAGUUGAGCUACUGAUGGUACUUGGUUUAUUUUAGUCUUUAUCAAUGAAUUCUGUUUUUUUUAUGUCUA
This is a messenger RNA of Salvia splendens (bonfire salvia), 622 nucleotides long. Its product is annotated as 40S ribosomal protein S16. Gene Ontology annotation, biological process: translation; maturation of SSU-rRNA from tricistronic rRNA transcript (SSU-rRNA, 5.8S rRNA, LSU-rRNA). The record is from RefSeq and is a predicted model, not a curated record. The transcript has a single exon. Gene Ontology annotation, molecular function: structural constituent of ribosome; RNA binding. The coding region runs from base 61 to 501 and encodes 146 amino acids. Lineage: Eukaryota; Viridiplantae; Streptophyta; Magnoliopsida; Lamiales; Lamiaceae. Gene Ontology annotation, cellular component: cytosolic small ribosomal subunit; ribosome.